This is a messenger RNA of Temnothorax curvispinosus, 877 nucleotides long. Its product is annotated as coenzyme Q-binding protein COQ10 homolog B, mitochondrial-like. NCBI's taxonomy places the organism in Eukaryota, Metazoa, Arthropoda, Insecta, Hymenoptera, Formicidae. Gene Ontology annotation, molecular function: ubiquinone binding. The transcript has 3 exons. Gene Ontology annotation, cellular component: mitochondrion. The record is from RefSeq and is a predicted model, not a curated record. The coding region runs from base 268 to 849 and encodes 193 amino acids. Gene Ontology annotation, biological process: ubiquinone biosynthetic process; cellular respiration.
CCACGUUAGGAGACUGCUCAUAAUAAUCAAUCAUAAUUGGAGAAUCACUGAAGUAUUUUGUGUAUUAUUUGUAUAAUUAAAAAAAAAACCUACGAUUACGUUUAUCAUCCGAUGUGAUGCUGUCAUCGAUGAUUAAAGUCGAAUAUAGGAUCAGGAUGGCGUUGGUUCGAUUUUGAUGUAUGAUUGGAGAAUUUUGGCAUGUCAGACGUUAAAGUUUAAACGCAUGUUGCCCGACAUCGCGAGAAAAUUCAACGUUUUGUCCUCGACAUGCACAGGCACGCGCUCGUCCUGGCACAAUCGGCAUUGCCAUGGAAAUGCGAUUCUUCCAAGCGGAACUUGUGGCGAAUGUACAGAACACAAGCGAGUUACAAGACCAAAGAGUACGAAGGUCGCAAAUUAGUGGGCUUCUCAAUGGAGAAAAUGUACCGCGUAGUCGCCGACGUGGAGAAUUACAAAGAUUUUUUACCCUUUUGCACGAAAUCUGAGAUCACGAUGAAAACCAAAGACUUCCUGAAGGCGAACUUGGUGAUUGGAUUUCCGCCCAUAAACGAGAAUUAUACGUCGAAGGUGACCAUGGCGUAUCCGAGGAUAGUUAAAGCUGAAUGUAGGGACGGCAGAUUGUUCGAUCAUUUGGACACCCUGUGGCUGUUUAGUCCCGGACUGAAAAACAAUCCUGAAACGUGCGUGAUCGAUUUCUCGUUGUCCUUCGAGUUCAGAUCCGUCUUUUACUCUCAUUUGUCAAAUUUAUUUUUCAAUAAGAUUGUGAGGCAAAUGGAGAACGCCUUCCUUGAAGAAGCGACGAGAAGGUACGGCCAGCCGUGCUUAAAGGCGGUACGGCUGCAAAGAUGACAAGAGAUACUUUUAGAGAUCAUUGAAU